Molecule: messenger RNA, 1217 nt
Organism: Cololabis saira (Pacific saury)
Lineage: Eukaryota; Metazoa; Chordata; Actinopteri; Beloniformes; Belonidae
Gene: chchd3a
Product: coiled-coil-helix-coiled-coil-helix domain containing 3a
Exons: 3
Coding region: 114-1217 (367 amino acids)
Biological process (GO): inner mitochondrial membrane organization
Cellular component (GO): MICOS complex
Source: RefSeq, a predicted model, not a curated record
GAUCUCAACCUGUGGAGUGAAGGGGCCCAGAUCUGGCUGCACAAAAAUAAAAGUGUCCUGCCUGCUUCACUUUUCAUGCAACUUUAGAUAACAGACCAGAUCCUGCGGAGACGAUGGGAGCCAACAACAGCACCCGCCGCGUGUCGUUCGAGGCGGACGAGAACGACAAUAUAACGGUGGUGAAGGGCAUUAGGCUCUCUGAAAAUGUCAUCAAGCGCAUGCAAGAACCUCCUUCUCCUCUAAACCAACAUGUUCCCAAAGCACCAGCCGUCACUCCAGCUCCCCUUUUUGACCCCAUCACCUCCUUGCCUCCCCCACCUCCUCUUGUAGAACCUGUUGCUCCUCCACCUCCUCCUGCCACAGAGAGUGUGGCUGCACCUCCUCCUCCUCCUCCUCCUCCCAAAGAACAGGUAGCAGCACCCACAGUCAUUGAUAUUGUUCUCCCCACUGCAUCCCCCCCAGCUGCUGUUAAUGAUAAUGUUGCUGCUCCUGCUUUUGAGCCUUUAGUAGCACCUCCUCCUCCUGCUGCUGUUGAUUCAGUAACUUUGCCAACAUCCCUCUCUUCUCCUCCCGAUCCUCCCCUCUUCACCGCCACAGCCGUGGAGGAAACCAGCGCUCCACUGGCUCCUCCCGUCAUCACUGAACCAUGUCAUCCUCCCAUCAUUGCAUCCAUGCUUGCUUCCCCUCCAAUAAUCGAACCCAUUGCUCCAAUAAUCGAACCCAUUGCUCCAAUAAUCGAACCCAUUGCUCCAAUAAUCGAACCCAUUGCUCCUCCACUUGUGAUUGAAUCCCUUGCUUCCUCAUCUCUGCCUGAAGCCAUGUCACUUGCUCCUCCUGCUGUCAUCAACGACCCCAUCCCCUCUCCCCUUCUUCCCGAAUCAGACCCCGUCCCUUCCCCUCCCUUGUCUGAGCCUGUCACCAUCCUCCCGGCAUCCUCACCUCCUUCAGGGUUCCCACAGCCUGCCGAGCCCUUUCCUAGACCUCCCCUGCCUGAGUUUGUUGCUCCCUGUGAACCACUUGCACCUCCUCCUCAGCCCACAGUUGAAGCGUUAUCACCUGCUCCGGUUCCUCCUAACCCAGUGGCAAAUCCAGUUCCACCAGCGGCCGCAGCUCCAGCUGUGGAUAAGGAGACCCUGAAGAAGAAGAUCAGCGAUGAGCUGUUCAAAGACCUGCAGCAAGAGAAGGUCAGAGCGGAGCAGGACAUGCAAGCCUGGUAA